AUGCACCCGAAUCGGUCGUUCACACCUAAGCACGCACCACUCUCCGAUCUUAUGGCGUUUGAGACCAAAAUAGGCGUCGCACAUGUCUGUGUUGUUUCUGUUUCGACGUAUGGCGAUGACAAUCGGCACAUGGUAGAAGCGUUGGAGCAACUUCAGGGCCGCGGGCGUGGCGUUGCAGUUGUCAACAUUGAGUCAGUUAGUGACGCCGAGUUAGAUUCAAUGCACGCCGUGGGUGUACGUGGUUUACGGUUUAACCUACACACCUUGCGCGAAGAGAUCGACCGUGAGACCUUCAAGACUGCCCUCCACAAGUACGCCGACAAGAUCCGGAGGCACGACUGGGUAAUCCAAUUGUUCGUGCAGAUGCACCAGAUUUCAUUGAUAGCCGAUGAGAUCCCAAAACUCGGUGUCGACGUGGUUCUCGAUCAUCUCGGUGCCCCAACUGACCCUACCGUUGCUGUGCAGGAACAGCCUGGAUAUGCAGAACUGAUGGCCCUGCUCCGCGCUCGCCAGGUUUAUGUGAAACUCAGCGGCGUCUACCGCUUUUCUGGCGACAAUAUGCCCGGGUUAGAUGAUUACUGCCGCACAGUUCUGCGGGAUGCGCCAACACAGGUGGUCUGGGGUUCAGACCGCCCGCACCCUACUGGCCCGGAUAAGUUCACGACCCCCGAGGAGCGCUUGAUCCCACAGGAUUAUCAGAUCAUUGAUAUUCCUGCUUUCAUAGCUAAAUGCAAAGAGUGGUGUGACUACGAUGAAAAGAAGAUCAAGAUGAUCUUUGUGGACAAUCCUCGGAGACUGUGGAGGUACGACCGCGACGACUAG
Penicillium lagena is the source of this 822-nucleotide messenger RNA. Its product is annotated as amidohydrolase family protein. The record is from RefSeq and is a predicted model, not a curated record. NCBI's taxonomy places the organism in Eukaryota, Fungi, Ascomycota, Eurotiomycetes, Eurotiales, Aspergillaceae. Bases 1 to 822 code for a protein of 273 amino acids. The transcript has a single exon. Gene Ontology annotation, molecular function: hydrolase activity.